Messenger RNA from Polyodon spathula (Mississippi paddlefish), 2036 nucleotides. Its product is annotated as tapasin-related protein-like. The record is from RefSeq and is a predicted model, not a curated record. The transcript has 7 exons. Bases 1080 to 1793 code for a protein of 237 amino acids. Lineage: Eukaryota; Metazoa; Chordata; Actinopteri; Acipenseriformes; Polyodontidae.
UCACAGCGCAGUCCAACAAGUCCUGCCUGCUUCAGGACUUAAAGAAGUUCCCCAGCUCUUCAUUGAGGAGCAGGCUGUGAAACAAGCACUGCUGCUGUCUUUUAAGAAGGCAAUGUAUUUAAGACUUCACCCUGGCUCUCCGAGUGCCUCCUAACACAAGAUUGCCGUGUCUCAAGGUCUUAUACUCCGGCAGGAUGCAGUUUUCCUGCUCGCUUGGGGUAGGCUGUUGUCUCCUGUUGUCGAUUUUCUUUAAUCUGGAGGGGGUUCUGUUGGUAUCGGGCAACAACAGGCUCUGCAAAGAGGAGGACCAACUUUUGCCCAGGGGACCAAAUAAACUGUCAGUUCCGAGCGAAUGUAUGUGGAAAUGUACACUCCAGACUUACCAGUGGAUGUACAAUAGAAGAGACAGGGUGACAGUGCGUCUCCACACAGCAGUGACAGGGGAGAGGGGUGAGUACUGCUGGCCUUUGCAGUUGCCAUGUGGGAAAGGGGAGCUCCUCAAGAAGGUCUUUGUGCUGCUGCCUCUCCGAGAUGGGGCCCUGGAUUCGGCUGCCUCUCUGGAACUGCGCCCCACCCCCCCUGCCGAGCCAGAACUCAUGAGCUCUUACUCCGGCCAGGUAGCUCUGAGCCAGGAGUGUGGGUUGCGCUUUGACAUCAGCAAGGUCUUCAAUGCCACUGAGAACACACUGCAGUUUUGUGUGGAGCCCCUCCUGAGCGGCCAUCCAGCCCCCAGCUCCCUCACAGAGGCUCUCGAGUGCCUGCCUUUCCUGGCCACAGUCUGGUUUAGGCGUCGCCCAUUGUAAGGAAACAAGAUGGGAAACUAAGCAAUAAAUACAGGUGCAGCCGCUGUGUGCGGAACUCCAGUCAGCAUCCUCCAAUCUCCGCCACUGCUGUCCGUUCACAAUGGACAAACUGCUGCUUUAAACUGCAGCAUUUCCAAUCACAGACAAUUAAAUUUACAGCUCGUCUUAUUCUACUGGUAUCUGUUUCCCGGUCACCCAGAAAAGAAGGCAAACGCCACAAAAGAGUUGGCGAUUGAAAAUUCGACACACACAUCAAUCUUUGAAGUUGAUAUUUUUAUGAGCUCCUUGACCCUUCGAAACUUGACUCCCUAUGACGAGGGAGUGUAUAGGUGUUGUGUUUACGUGGUCGUACCCUCAGCUAAAGAGUACAGAGGAAAUGGAACUGUGCUUUCAAUUAAAGCGGCUCCAGUAGUGUCCCUCACAGCUGGCACUGUGGAUGAAAGAAGAGGUCUGGUCAACCUGACCUGCAGUGUAAUGGGGUUCUACCCCCAAGAUGUGACUGUGUCCUGGGAGAACACCCCUAUCGGAAUCCCCCCUUCCAUCCAACAGCAUCCCCUCACGCUGAACCAGGAUGGCACGUAUAGCACCAGCUCCAGCCUCCUGGCGAGCCCAGAGACUGACAUGACCUGUGCAGUUAACCAUCCAUCUCUAGCAGAGCCCAUUAGGAAAACCAGUGGGAAAGGAGGUGUUCCCCAACAUUACUACUAUUUUUUAAUAGUGGGACUUAUUGUAUUUGUGCCUGUGCUGAUCUGGAUACUGAAGAAAACGACGAGAUACUCUGAUUCGAGGAACUUUACAGCAGACAGACACAACCCUGAAGUGGAACAACAAGCAGACAUCAUGUACACCUCAAUCCAACACAGACAACCCACCACGAUGUCCACAUUGCACCCACACACCUUCUCUUCUGAGCCAAACCACCCAAUACUGGAAGAACUCACUCUUUACUCCACAGUGAUGUCCAGCAGCACAGACAGUGUCAGGGAGUAAAGACUGCAGGUUGUGUUUUCCCUAUACAAUCCAUAAGCUCUUCAACCACAGAAUCAUCUUUUAAUUAAUCAGAGCCUUCACAUUAUUAGUGAUCGUUCCUGGUGUUUAACCUUGUUUUUUGAUUCUGGGAUCUCCCUAUUGGUGGUUGGAUAAGAUACAAAUUAUUAUUCUUAUUAUUAAUGUAACGAUCCUGGCUGGGGAGGGGACAGAAUCAGGAUAGUGUAGGGCAUGCGUGUGUGUGUG